Molecule: messenger RNA, 2365 nt
Organism: Gadus macrocephalus (Pacific cod)
Lineage: Eukaryota; Metazoa; Chordata; Actinopteri; Gadiformes; Gadidae
Product: complement component C9-like
Exons: 11
Coding region: 67-1818 (583 amino acids)
Biological process (GO): immune response
Cellular component (GO): membrane attack complex
Molecular function (GO): protein binding
Source: RefSeq, a predicted model, not a curated record
UAUAAGGGUGAGUUCGGACAGUCUUUCCACACCAUUUAUGCCAAACUACAUAUUCAUAGCCUCACUAUGAAGGCAGGGAAUGCUUUGCUGUUGCGUUUCUAUGGCCUGUGUUUAACACUGACCUGCUUUGGCCACGGAAAGUGGGUGCAGCAUCCUGAACCACAACCAGUGGAUUGUCUCUACAGCAGUUGGUCGGCCUGGACUCUGUGUGAUCCAUGCACCAAUGAGAGGCAACGUUCCCGAGGCAUUGAAGAAUUUGGGCAGUUUAGGGGCCAGCCUUGCCGAGAGUUGCUGAGUGAGAGCGCGGAGUGCAUCACGGAAGUCACAUGCGCACCAACGCCAACCACCGGCUGCCCUGCCGCACACUUUCAGUGUGGCUCAGGCGCUUGUAUAAAACAGAGACUGGUAUGCAAUCAUGACUUUGACUGUGAGGAUCAAAUCGACGAGGAUGCUUGUGACAGAAUGUCCCGGAAACCUUGCAGUACAAGGACAGAGGAGACCCCCGGCGACGGUUGGAGGGCUGCAAUGGAACAGGGAAUCAACAUCUUGGGUUCAACACCUCGGAAGACGGUCUUCUACAAUGGCUACUUUGGUGGAGUCUGUCAGAUAGCAUCGGGUAUCCGACUUCCCUGGAAUGUUGCAGGGUUUAACUUGGAGACUCAUUCAGAUAAAAAAGUUACAAGCGAUAUCUAUGAAAGCAGCCAACAACUUGUUCUCGAACUUCUGUCUGGAACUGCUUACCAUGGUGGACUGAGUAUCAGAUCUAACCCUCUCUUGGAGACGUCCAGUAGAAAUGAGACACUCGCUCUUGAGAGCAAGAAGUUUGUGCGGUUUGAGGGCAAAUUGCAGUGGGCUACCUACAGACUGAGACCCCGUGAUCUCAGAGUGGCCGACGGUUUCGCUAAGGACGUGAAGUCUCUGCCCGUCGAGUACGACAAGGGCUCCUAUUUCGACUUCAUCGAAGACUACGGAACGCAUUACACUCGCAGCGGAAAGCUUGGAGGGGAGUACGAUCUAAUCUACGUUCUCAACGUCAACGAAAUCAUGCAGAGAAAUUUGACAGAUGCAGCCCUUCUAGAAUGUCUCAAAGACUUUGGCUUCAACCUUGGAGUUGGUGCAACAGGAAAUGCUAAGACCAGUUCUUGUAAUUUCUUCAACAAAGUUGAGGGGAAUGCUGUGGUGGUUAAAGUGCUCAUCUCAGUCAAAGGAGGCGAUCCGGAGAUUGUUUCAGCCAUGAAAGCCAGAAUUAGCAGGGACGGACAGAUGAGCGCCGAGACCUACCAAAACUGGGCGAGGUCUAUUGCAAAUCACCCUAGUCUGCUCUACAGUGAGCGAGAGCCGAUCUACAAUGUAUUUCCCCUGGGUUUGCCGGAGGCUAACACCAAGAUAUCCAACAUGAAGGCUGCGCUGGCAGACUAUGUGGCAGAGUACAGCAUGUGCAAGUGUAGACCGUGCCACAACAAUGGUACACUUGUCCUGAUAGAUGGCCUGUGUAGUUGUUUUUGCAUACUCGGUUAUGAAGGCUUGGCCUGCCAGAACCAUGAAGCCGAUAAAAAGCCCAGGAAGGAGCCGUGCCCAAGUGUGCCACGCCCCAGUGUUCGCCCCCCCAGUGUGCAGCGACCCAGUGUGCCAUGUCCCAGUGUUCGGCCCCCAAGUGUGCCCAGCCCCACUGUGCUACAUGAGGCUAACUGGGCGUGUUGGUCGGGCUGGUCAACCUGCAGCGGUGGGGAACGAAGUAGAAGCCGAGCGUGUAACGUGGAGGGUCUGCCACCUGGAGGCGUCUGCAGUGGACCGGACGCUGAGACUGAUUGGUGUUGAGAAACUAGAACGCAAAGGGUCAAGCUUAAUAUUUGCGAUCUAUUAUCGGUGAGGCCUCUAUCGAUAAGACAGACCAUCAACUGGGAAGUGACAUUUCAGGCAUAAGAUCUGGCUAAUUAUCCUAGUGUAAACAGAAUAACCCAUGGCUAUACUCAGCACAAUAAACAAUUUUGAAGUUGCCAAAAAACCAAGACACCACACUGGCCACCUCACCACGAGGGCCUAUUCGUGCAGGAUGUUGUAUAAAUUGUCCAGAAUCCCAUUACUGAUGUGGAACUUUGGCUAAUUACGAGAUAGUGCUGCUGACCCAGCAAUCCAAUAAAUAGUUGUAAUGCAUUGAUUGUUUCUACACUUGAGAUAAAUAUUUAUAGUUUUCUUUUAUCACAGACACAUAUAUAGGUAGUGGUUCUUUACCUUGACAUGUUUCGACAUGUCAAGGUAAAGAAAAUAACACCUACCAAUAUAUCUGUGUGGUGUCUGUGAUAAAAGAAAACGAUUAAAUGAUAUAUGAUUACAUGAAUUGAUUAUAAAAUGAACCCAGAAUUUG